This is a messenger RNA of Parascedosporium putredinis, 1575 nucleotides long. Lineage: Eukaryota; Fungi; Ascomycota; Sordariomycetes; Microascales; Microascaceae. The record is from the annotation of a GenBank genome assembly.
AUGGCCGACGGCACGCAAGAUCUCCUGGCGCGCAACGAUCAACUUCAGAGAGGCCUCAAGAGCCGGCACAUCCAGUUCAUGGCCCUCGGCGGAGCCAUCGGAACCGGUCUCUUCGUCGGCUCCGGCCUCAUCCUCUCCACCCUCGGUCCCGCGCCCCUCUUCAUGGGCUACAUGUCCAUGAUGAUGAUCGUGUGGAACAUCAUGAACAACCUCGGCGAGAUGGCCACCUACCUGCCCCUCAAGGGCGUCUCCGUCCCCUACUUUGUCGAGCGCUUCGUCGAGCCCAGUCUAGGCUUCGCCUGCGGCUGGAACUACUGGUACGCCUACGCCAUGCUCGUCGGCGCCGAAGCCUCCGCCGGCGCCAUCCUCCUCGAGUACUGGAACAGCCCCGUCCCCACCGCCGUCUGGAUCGCCAUCAUCCUCAUCGUCCUGCUCGGCCUCAACAUCUUUGGCGUCGCCAUCUUUGGCGAGGCCGAGUUCUGGUUCGCCAGCAUCAAGUUCAUCACCAUCAUGGGGCUCGUCAUCGUCAGCAUCGUCAUCAUGGCCGGCGGCGCUCCCAACGGCGAGGCUGUCGGCUUCGACUACUGGAAAGACCCCGGCGCCUUCAAGGAGUACAUGGCCCCCGGCGCCACCGGUCGCUUCCUCGCUUACUGGAGCGGUUUCGCCCGCGCCGGCUUCGCCUUCAUCACCUCGCCCGAGCUGCUCGCCAUCGCCGCCGGCGAGACCGUCGCGCCCCGCCGCAACAUUCCCAAGGCCGCCCGCCGCUUCGUCUGGCGUCUCGCCAUAUUUUACGGUCUCGGCUCCUUGAUGAUUGGUUGCAUCACGCCCUCCAACGACCCGGAUCUCCUGAACCCCGAGUCCAACGCCAACUCCUCUCCCUGGGUCCUCGGUAUUCAGCGCGCCGGCAUCGGCACCCUGAACCACAUCAUCAACGCCGCCAUUCUCACCUCGGCCUGGAGCGCUGGAAACGCCUUCCUCUACUCUGGCAGCCGCGUGCUGUACUCUCUCGCCCUCAACGGCCAGGCCCCCGCCAUCUGCGCCAAGACGGACAAGCGCGGCGUGCCCUGGGUCGCCGUGCUCGCGACCUGGUCCAUCGGCCUGCUCGCUUUCCUCAACGUCGAUAACAACGCCGCCAAGGUGUUUAACUGGUUCAUGAAUAUUAGCACCAUUAGCGGCUACAUUGCCUGGAUCGUCGUCAUGAUCACCUUUAUCCGCUGGCGCAAGGCCAUGGUCUUCCACGGCAUGAUGGACCGCCGGCCUUUCAAGACGCCUCUGCAGCCUUAUGCUACCUACUUCUUCCUCGUCAUCCUCAUCCUCCUCACUCUCACCAACGGCUUCCAGAUCUUUUGGCCCAGUAAUUUCAACGCCGCCGACUUCCUCGCCGCCUACAUCACCAUUCCCGUCUUCUUCGUCUUGUACUUCGGCCACAAGAUCAUUUAUAGGACGCCCUGGGCUCGCAAGAUUCCCGACGUCGACGUCGUGACGGGCGUUCGCGAAAUGGAGGAGAUGGAGGCUAGCGAGGAGGAGAGGGUGCCGCAGACGGUGUGGCAGAAGAUAUGGUAUUGGGUUGCGUGA